This is a messenger RNA of Saccoglossus kowalevskii, 1011 nucleotides long. RefSeq names its product putative bifunctional dTTP/UTP pyrophosphatase/methyltransferase protein. NCBI's taxonomy places the organism in Eukaryota, Metazoa, Hemichordata, Enteropneusta, Harrimaniidae. The record is from RefSeq and is a predicted model, not a curated record. Gene Ontology annotation, molecular function: O-methyltransferase activity; protein dimerization activity.
AUGGCAGCUACGGUGUUCGAUCUUUGGCACCAUAUCAACGGGUUCAUGACAACCCAAUCACUGAUAACCACAGCCAAACUGGGCAUAUUCGACUACCUUACAAGAGGGGCAGCUACUUUGACUGGGGUUUCAGAUGCGAUUGGCACUGAUAGGAAAGUCACCGAGCAGCUCAUAGAUUAUAUGGUGUGUCUUGGAUACCUAGAUAAGAAAUGGAUAAACUUGGGCGAUCCAACCGAAGGUGAAUACCUGUAUACAAACACAGAAGUUACCAAUCAGUUUCUCUCAUCAUCAAGCGACAAAAACUGCCUGUCUCUUCUUAUGAAUGCUGGGUAUUUGAACAAUGUCAUGAACGAUCUUGAUUCCGUCGCAAAAAUAGGACAGUCACUAAUUCAGAAAACGCCUUGGGACGACCCGGUUAUGUUCGAAGCAUUCUUCGCCGGGAUGAGGGCCACUGCGAUGAAUUGGUUCAGUUCACCCAUAUCCAAAUCAUUUGAUCUGUCCACAUAUUGCAAAGUGUGUGACCUGGGCGGUGGUACAGGAGACGUGUCAUAUUCUCUGAGCGUGGCGUAUCCUCAAAUGAAGAUCACCAUAUUUGAUCUGCCCCCAGUGAUCAAGAUGACGGAGGAGAAGAAACCGGAGUGGAUAUCUCCAAAUGUCACAUUUCAAAGCGGCGAUUUCUUCACAGACACCCUACCCACAUCUGAUUGCUUCAUCCUGUCCAAUAUAAUUCACGACUGGCCUGACGACAAGGUGCAUAUCAUUUUGUCGCGUGUUUUUAAGUCCCUGGAGUCAGGAGGAUCAAUUCUGGUGGCAGAACGCUUACUGGAUGACGAUAAACGCGGUCCCCCAGAAGCACACAUAAUGUCACUAAUAAUGACGGUUCUUUUGAGUGGAAAACAUCGUUCCUUUAAAGAAAUGAGUGAAUUACUUCGCCAACAUGGUUUUGUUGAUGUAAAAGUCAAAAAUAUACAAUUGUCGCUCGCUGAUGUUAUCAUAGCAACAAAAACCUAA